CCUGCAAAAAAACUCUCCACAUAAAAUAACCCUUCUGCAGUAGGCUUCGUGACCAUUUUCGUUGCGCGUGCAGGAAUUGAUAUGAGCUGGCCUUCUAAACUUUCAGCAGCUGCGCCCUCCAUGUGACUCUGCGCUGGACCACAAAAACCUCCUAUAAAUAAUCUUCCCCAGGCCUACACAAUCCUAAGUUCGCUCAAAGCUAUGGAAAGGUCGCGAGCUCGAGUCUUCUUAAGUCAUCUUCUUCCGGCAUUGAAGAAUGUGACGAAAAGAUCUGGUGGGUUCUGCACACAGAAGAGGAAAGAAGCCAUUCGCAUGGCGGCAGACAUAAGCCUGGCCCAGACCGCCAGUGAAAUUGAAGGCUCCGAGUGGAGUCGAGCCCUGAACCUCCGCCUGCACAGAAAGAUCAUGAAGCAGGCUUUAACCUCCAUUAGGUCUAGAGCUAAGCCGGUCAAAAAGAAUGGCGUUUGGGCUAUUGCACGUAGGCUGAGGGUUCUUUCUCUGGACCCUAAAAUCGCCGCCAUUAGUGCAGUGGAGAGAAAGGUGAGAGCUUUGCAGAGGCUUGUACCAGGUGGGAGGGAAAUGAAAAGCAUCGAUCUUCUUUUCCAGGAGACGGCGGAUUACAUUGUGAAUCUUCAAAUGCAAGUGCAUGCCAUGCAAGCUCUCGCGGAUUUUUGCCCCCCUGAGUUUACAGAUCGGUGUGUGGAUGGAGAGUUUCAUAAAUCUAGCAGUUCCCUUCAGCUAUGUAUAGAUCCGGCCAGCAACUAGGAUCUGGGGAAGGACCAGUGUUCAGAAUCAUCUUUUGUACAUAGAAAGGCAAGAGAAUUUGCAUUUUCUUUCUGUUUUGUUCCAGGUUUAGGUAUACAUUAUUUUUUUUCUUUUUUUUGAAUCGUGUCAAAGAGCAAAUCCGUUCCUUACAAUCCAUAAAUGCUGCUCGGGUCCUUGUAUUCGUUGUAUUGAUCUGAUUGGGCUUGCAGACGAGCAUAUCAAUCAGAGUUCAUCAUUAACAGACCACAUUCCUUUCGGUUGGGAUGUGGGUAAAAGUUGUAGCGUUUUCUUCUCACAAACUUCUUGUAAUGGUGAAAUUUGUAUAUUUAAAUAUCAUUUUUCAUUUA
This is a messenger RNA of Cryptomeria japonica (Japanese cedar), 1112 nucleotides long. Its product is annotated as transcription factor IBH1-like 1. The transcript has a single exon. Gene Ontology annotation, biological process: regulation of DNA-templated transcription. The record is from RefSeq and is a predicted model, not a curated record. NCBI's taxonomy places the organism in Eukaryota, Viridiplantae, Streptophyta, Pinopsida, Cupressales, Cupressaceae. Bases 202 to 765 code for a protein of 187 amino acids.